This is a messenger RNA of Petromyzon marinus (sea lamprey), 2889 nucleotides long. RefSeq names its product 3-oxoacyl-ACP synthase, mitochondrial (gene OXSM). Lineage: Eukaryota; Metazoa; Chordata; Hyperoartia; Petromyzontiformes; Petromyzontidae. Gene Ontology annotation, molecular function: 3-oxoacyl-[acyl-carrier-protein] synthase activity. The record is from RefSeq and is a predicted model, not a curated record. Gene Ontology annotation, cellular component: mitochondrion. Gene Ontology annotation, biological process: fatty acid biosynthetic process.
UUGGACCACGUGAUCCGUGACAGAUGGGCACUGCGCUGUCGCCAAAUCAGGAGCGAGCAUGAGGAGCCCAGGCGCGCCGACUCCGUAGCGAAUCCACUCAUUAUCGAUUCGAGUUUCCCGAUCCGUACCACAAUUCUAUUCAGUGAUCGGUUAUUUUGUAUUGGCUUCGCGGUGGCGUGCAGAAUAUACAGAAGCUGUAAGUUUCUCGCAUGAAAAUGGUUCACAGUAUCAAUUGUAAUUAUGCAGCCGCUAUCGAUUCCACACGUAAAAAAUGAUCGAUGCAGGCCUGACUUCGAUUCCUCGAUUGAUGGUGGAUUCGUACAAAAUCGACUAAUCGUCAGGUGCCCUUUGCAGGCGCAGCUCAGUAGUUGCUCUGCUCAUUCUACUGCUGGCGGAAGGGCCUCUCAGGGGUUAUUUGGCCUACUCUUCCACGCUGGCAAUGUGCCUCGGAAGUCGCUGGGUGUCUUUAAAACGCGGCGUUCUAAAUAAACAAGAAUAAUUCGGCGGCGAGAGGAGGAGUCGUAUCGUUGUAUUCGUGUUGGUGCUGCACUAGAAGGUUCGUGUUGUCUAAGCGCGCACGUGUUCUGGUUGCGAGCCCUUUAACUCGUGCGAGGUCACACGUGGAGCAAGCGCCGAGACAUCACCAGGGCAGCGUGACGGCUCCCUCCUGGAGUAGCCCUCCUCUCUCUCUCUCUGCCCUUGCCUUCCCUCCUCGCUGCCCGUCACUCUGCUGGUCCAUUCUAUGCACUGCCCUUCUCUAAUCCAUUGCUGCCCUCUCGCCGACCCUGCCCUCGGGCAUCCAUCUAAUCCCGCUUCACCCCCCACUCCCAAACAUCUCCUAGCCACAACAUCCUGAAACCAUGUCCCCCUCGCCCUUUCUCCACCUGCGUGCCUCUCGCAGCCUGCUCAGGCACCCAGUAGUAAUUACCUCUCUCACGUCAACAACAACAACAUCAUCACCAUCACCACCCCCCCCGGCUCGCUCCGGCACGAGCGCCACUCCGCUACCAUCGCCACCCCGCCGCCGCGUGGUCAUCACGGGCCUCGGCUUGCUCUGCCCGCUCGGCGUGGGCUCGGACGCCGCGUGGCGUCGCCUCCUGCGGGGCGACACCGCCACCGUGGCGCUCGACCACCCGGCCUUCGCAUCGCUGCCGUCCCGCGUGGCCGGCCUGGUGCCCCGCGGAACGGGGGGCGACACCGCCGCCACGUUCGACCCCUCCCUCUUCGUCCCCGCGUCCCAAGCCAGGCAGCUGUCCCCCACCACCGUCAUGGCCUUGGCCGCGGCCCGCCUCGCCUUGGACGACAGCGGCUGGCGGCCCCGCGACCCCGAGGAGCAGCUGCGCGCCGGGGUGGCCGUCGGGGUCGGGGUGGCCGAUCUGGAGGAGAUCGUGAACGCCGGGGUGGCGCUGCGGGAGCUGGGAGCCCGCAAGCUGAGCCCCUUCUUCGUGCCCAAGAUCCUCACCAACAUGGCCGGGGCCCACAUCAGCAUCGCGCACGGCCUCAAGGGCCCCGUGCACUCCGUGUCCACGGCCUGCGCCACGGGAGCCCACGCACUGGGCGACGCGGCUCGCCUCGUCGCACGCGGGGACGCCGACGUGAUGCUGGCUGGCGGGGCCGAGGCGGCCGUGACCCCGCUGGCCGUGGCCGGCUUCUGCAGGGCGCGCUCGCUGAGCACGGCCUUCAACGGGAGGCCCGAGGCGGCCUCCCGGCCCUUCCACCCGGAGCGCGACGGCUUCGUGAUCGCCGAGGGUGCCGCCGUGGUGGUGCUGGAGGAGAUGGAGCGCGCCGUGGGGAGAGGCGCGCGGAUCCUGGCCGAGGUGAUGGGCUACGGGAUGUCUGGUGACGCCAACCACAUCACGGCGCCCAGCGAGGAUGGUGAUGGUGCCUACAGGUGCAUGGAGGCCGCCCUGCUCGACGCCGGCCUCAGCCCCAGCGACGUCGGCUACAUCAACGCUCACGCCACGUCCACUCCCCUAGGCGACGCGGCCGAGCUCUGCGCCAUCCAGCGCCUCUUCGGGUCCCGCUGCUCCUCCUCCUCCUCUGGCGGCGUUCCGGCCCUCGCCGUCUCAUCGACAAAGGGCGCCACCGGUCACCUGCUCGGCGCAGCCGGCGCACUGGAGGCGGCCUUCGCGGCCCUGGCGUGCGCGCACGCCGAGCUGCCGCCCACCGCCAACCUGGACCGCGUGGAGCCGGGCUGCACCCUCAACCUCGUGCCGCUGCGCUCACAGCCGUGGCCGCAGCAUGACCUUUGCCGCCGCCGCGUGGCGUUAACCAACUCGUUCGGGUUUGGCGGCACCAACGCCUCGCUGUGCCUGGGCAGUGUGGACGCAUGAUGCGCCUAUCUGGAACGUUCUUCCCUCUGAUGUUAAGAAGCCACUGGAGCUGAUUCACUUUUCAAUCUAAAAUUGGUAACUCAUUUAUUCGGAACUACUUUUUGUGUUUAGGUUGUCCCUCCGCCGCACCUCCGAUUAGCACGGUUGGCUCCAUACGGUGCGAAAGAAGUUCAACAUGGUUGGUGACGGUGGUGGUGGUGGUGCAGGGAGGUGGAAGGCUUCGUCGAAGAGCGGCAUUAAUUUCUUUAUUGAAAUUAGUGACGAAGAUAUUUGCCAACAAUUUUUUUUAUUUAAGUGAAAAACGGUGACUAUGAGUGAAUGACAAUCAUCAAGCGUGACGAUGACCACCGGAGUAGAGAGAGUGUGAGGAGUUGAAACUCAUGAGUCUGAAUGAAGACGCACACGUUGGUAAUUUACUGAAAUUACGAGAGACUACCUUCACAGGGGAUGUCACAAAGCUCUGCCCCCCCCCACCAAAAAAAAAAACUAUUGUCAUUGUAGUGCGUAUUUAAUGUGGCGCUGCACUCUGAUGUAGGAGAAAACAUUUAUUUAAAAA